UUUUUUACUUAUAGAACUUUUCGAACAAAGUACACGGACUGUGUUCAGUUACAUGCGAGUUACGGGUGUAAGAAGUUCGUCUUAAAUAUGGAGACGACACGUGUAAACGAUGUAGGACCACUAAACUAAAUGUCGUCAAGGAAGUGAAUGUCCUGGUUGUUUACUGGCUUUUAAUUAACUCAUCUAAUUGUAAUUAUAGUGAAGUAUAGACCGAAGUUAAUUAAUAAAGAUAACACCGUUUUCGCAAUAAUUAGUUUACCAAGUUAACUCGUCCUACUUUGUGUCAUAAUACUUUGAGAGGGAGUGAUUUGGCAACAAAAGUCAGCCAAGGCUCGGUUCACUCGGGACGAAUUCAUAAAUCAUAAAAUGAGUUUUGGCAGCAUUCGGGCUAGAUGAUAGAAACAAUCCAUUUUUUUCCCCACUUUAUCCCCCAACGUCUUGACAUUUUAGGUGCGGCUAAGUAUGACGAGUUUCUUGCCACUUAAGGAUGGGAGAAAGCCACUACCAUCUUGAUUGUUUUCCAUCCUUCUCUCGUGAAUAAUUCAUUAGCUGUAUUUCCGUUUAAUUAUAUACAUUUUUCUAAUGUCGCUCCUUAAUAGAGCACGCUUAAACGGUAUACAAUUUCCUACUCGAACCGACUUUGUACCGGAGACUGCGAAAGUUCGCAGAUACUUUUCGAUGUGUUUACAAAAGGUGGGGUUCCAGAGAAAGUAAUGCCGAAUUCUAUUUUAGGUGGGAGGUCAAAUGCUGGCUGGUUAGUACGGUGGGCCCUCACUCGGGUAAAAGACUCCUAUCGAGGGGCCCCACCCGGCUUAGUAGGUGGGCCUCGAGUCAUAGUCUUAUUAACUUAGAUGCGAUCCCGAAUUAUGGUAGGUUAUUUCCUUUGUCACAUUCUUCUAGUAAAUCUUCAUUUAACAUACUGUACUGUACAUAAACGACAGACAAAUCUGCUGGCAUUAUUCGAGUAACCUUCGAAACCAGCUGGGAUUAAAGUACAACACUCGGAUAUAUUUACAACAUAUGGAAUGCCUUAUCGACAUUCGGCAUCACAUAACAUCCAGUAAGUUACAGGAAGCAGCUCGGAACAGAAAUAGCCCUUAACAAUAGAGAGGAUAAGUAAACUCUGUUGAUGUGGAACCCGCCUUUAUUCGAAAACUGUUUCAGUUAUAAAUAUUUAGUUCAACUAGUUUUUAUGCCAGUUGGCUAGUGUACAACUCCCAUUAAACCCAUAAGUUUUUAAAUAGUCAGGAUUAGGAGGCCCGGUGCAAAUGCCACCAUUAUGUUGGAACAUUUUUGGCACAAAUGAACCGAUUUGUUUACUAGAACUACAACUCGAGAGCUCUCCUCUCCGUAUAAAAACGUCAUCUCGUCAUUGAUUCGUAGUGGAAAACGGCACCUCGGACCACCCCUCCGGUGGUCCAACAGAGGUCACCGUGGGAGGCAUCCGACCCAACCCAUCGUCAUCGGGACUUUGCAGAGCCGCCUUCAAUGUCCGGCCGGCCAUUGGAGGGUGGACCUGCAUUUGCGAUGAUUGGUAGCGUGUCAAGUACAAAAAAAGCAAUUCCGUACGGCGAAAAUAAUCGAUGUCACGCUUUUAUUAUUUUUCCUAAUCUAGUUUACACGCCUUCGAAGUAUGCGAAUUUAAUCCGCGAUUUUGGACAAAUAGGAGCAAAAAGACGUUAAACACUCCACAGAAGCGCUUGUUACGAGUGAUCGACCCCAUAUUAAUGUGGAAAAAAAUCGCAUCGAGGUUACAUUCCGCGCGACUCAUCCUUCAAGAUGACAUUUCUGUCAGAGUUAAUUAACAUCCCAGAACCAGUCAAUAAGGCGAGCCUUUGCGUCCUUCAACCUGUUUUCGACGUGUCCUUUUUGCACAAAACAGUCGUGUCUAUUUUAAAAAUCUAGUCCCCCCUUUUUUUUUGCAGGAAGUUACACUGAGAUUAGAAGGAGCAAUAUUCCUAAUUUCCAUAUUGGUGUUUAUCGUCUAUUGUUUAGAGUCCAUCGAACAAUUACUUUGCAGUUGUAGGAAAAACAAUUCCCCUCGGUAAUUCAUUGUGUUGUCAAUUACGACGAAGCACUCUCGCUGCGCUGUAUUGAAGUGAAAGCUCGUCCGUACCGCUACCACCUCGUCUGACAGGUUGCCUCUCUCUCCCAAUGUUGCAGGUUUUGAUAAAGAGAUCCGAAUAAAGGAUGUUGUGUUUACGAGGGCGACCAACGAGGUCCCUUGUUUUAAGGGUCUCGAUGCAAUAGCCAAACGAGGAUCGUUGUUAGGACAUACAGCUUCGUACCCGUCGACGGUAAAGAACGUCGCUGCUAAGGGUACAUCCGUCGAUAUUUCGUCCAGUCUUCUUAAUAUGUACGAUCUCAUCGCCGCUAGUUCUAAGAGCGAAAAGAACGAGGAGACGAGAAAGAUCCCGCGAAUUAACAUCCUGGAAGUGGACGAUGGACACAAGAAACGUCCUCUCAGCUCGAGUUCUGUUUCGUCGUCGUCUUCUUCUUCUUCUUCUCUUCCACGUAGUGGACCGGAAAGUAAAAAAUUAAGUUAUCUAGCGAGUAUAGAAAGUUUAGACGACGAAUUGAGCGAAGACGGAACACGUAACAUGACCGAAAAUUUAAGUAGUGAUAACAUACAAAAUUUGAGCCAAACGGAUCGAGUUCUUUUAGAAAUUGUCGAUUCCGAAAGGAUGUACGUCAGGGAUCUUCGCGUGAUCAUAGAGGGCUACUUGAAACACAUAAGCGAACAAGAGGGUAAACUCAGCAAACAAAGCUUAAAAGACCUGUUCAAUAACAUAGAAGAUAUUUAUAAAUUCAACAGCUCAUUUCUGGAAGAACUGGAAAUGUGCGGGUUGGAUCCGGUUGCUAUUGCAAGAUGUUUUGUCAAAAAUAGCUUUGGAUUUGCUGUUUAUACACAAUACUGCACUAAUUAUCCGAGGACAGUCUCGGUGUUGACUGAAUUGAUGAGGAAUACAGAAACAGCAGAGAUAUUUAAGGAACGACAAAAUGCUCUUCAUCACGUCCUACCAUUGGGUUCGUAUCUGUUGAAACCCGUUCAGAGGAUACUCAAGUAUCAUUUGCUUCUAGAGAAUAUUGUAAAACAUUCUGAUAAAGACAAUGAGGGUUAUCCAGAUAUCAAAAAUGCACUCUCUGUAAUGACAGGUAUAGCAUUUCAUAUUAAUGAUAUGAAAAAAAGGCAUGAGAAUGCUAUACGUGUGCAAGAAAUUCAAAGUUUAUUAUAUGGUUGGGAGGGUGAAGAUCUUACAACUUAUGGGGAGUUGGUGGGCGAAGGAGCUUUCCGUAUGUUUCGCGCAAAGGCGCUCCGCAACCUCUUUCUAUUCGACAAAAUGCUAUUGAUUUCAAAAAAGAGGGAAGAUGGAAUUUUAUGCUAUAAAACACACAUAAUGUGUUCAAACUUAAUGCUGAUUGAAAGUAUCCAAGGAGAACCAUUAUGCUUCCAUGUUAUCCCAUUUGAUAAUCCUAGAUACCAGUAUACAUUUCAGGCUCGGAAUGUCGAACAGAAACGUGAAUGGUGCUUGCAGUUGAAGAGAGUCAUCUUGGAAAAUUAUAAUGUGGUUAUACCUUUGCAUGCUCGCCAAUUAGUCAUGGAAUUAGGUCAGGGAAGACAAAAUGAUGAUUCCCAAAUGGAAAAAACUUCUUCUAAGAAACAGUUAUCGGCCCCUGAAUAUUUGGAAAAACGGAAACAAGAAAGAAGAAAGUCAGAAAGCAGUCUGAAAGCUUUCCGGAUAAAGAAAAAUGUUAAGAAGAAUGAAAUUAGCAGUAUCCCAAAAACAUCACCAAGAGAAUCAAGAAAUCAAAGGAUGAGAAGUAUCAGCCAAGACAAUUCGUCAGAUAGCAGACUGGGUUCCGGAAGGUGGCGACGAGCGAGCGUCGACGUUCUGCCGACAACCAGAACUUUUCCUCCCGACGGACAGAAACAUGCCUUGGUGCAAUCGACUCGACAGAGCACCAAAUCUGAAAAGUAUUUGGGUUUAUCAUUUAUGCCAUCUAAAUCUUCUAAACACAGACAACUCAAGCCUUGUUCAUUUGGUGACAUACCUGGUAGAAUAAGAGACGAAGGGACGGAGACGCCAACCACCUCUGCAAAGCGUGAGAAACAACCAAAACCCAUGUGGAAAUUUCUGAAAAAUUUUGCCGAGGAAACUACGGAUACAGAAAACGAAGAUUAUUUAGACAGAAGGUGUAACAGAUUUCAAACAGAUGAUAUGACAGGCCAGUCUGACGAUGAAUCUGAAGAUUUUUCGGGAGAAUAUGUCACUUUUUAUCUAGCUAAUUCUCAUGCUUGGAGAAAUGAACGUCCGUCAAGAGACAGAGACAGAGUACAGAAUAAUAAUGAACUAUCUGAAGAUGACAGAAUAGAGAAAACUGAAUGCAGAUCCAAUGCCAAUCAGAAAUCUUACAAUGAUAAAAGUGGUAGUAAUAUAUCCGAAUUAGAUAAAUUAGCAAAUUAUGAUAAUUUAAUCGACCUGUGGACGAGACUGGGAACAAUAGAUCUUCAAGAUUAUUCGUCACAAAAGUUAUCAGUAGAUUUAACAGAAAACGGUACCAUUCGGAGGACGCAAUCUUUUACGGAAACUGUUCCAAUCAAAUCACCCUUGCUGCAUCACAGUACUUCAUUUAGACAAUCUGGUUACCAAGAAAAUUUGCAUAUACCGCUACACAUUGUAGAACCAUCUCACUCCAAAACCAAAUAUCAGGGAUCAAAAUUCAAGAAAGAUGAUGAUGGUAAGAGCAAGAAUACUAAAUCUAGUUGGUUGUCUUUAAAUUUUAAUAAAUCCAAUGCAAAAUCACAUGGUAACGAUCAGCCCCGAGUAUAUAAUUCAUUCGUUACAGCAGAUUCGAAGCCACAACCCAUGCAGAUGGAUUUUGUCAAUGAUUUAGAAAAAUAUAUGGAAAAUUCAGUUAAAAAUAAUCAAAACUUGUUUAAUUUUCCAGUUAAUGAUCAUGAUACUGCCACAAGUUGUUAUACUACACCCGCAAUGAGCAUGGAAAACAUUCAUCAUCCCGAUCACAGAAUAUAUAAAGAGCCAAAAUGCAAUUCAUUUAAAGAGUUAUCAUCCAAAAGUAAUGUUCCUUUACAGUCGGCAGAAGGAGAUGACGAUGAAUACUGCAUGUUGUCGUAUGAUUAUAGCAUAGAACCUAUUACACGACCCGAAAGCAAUUGCAGUAUUCCCACGUCAACAAAAUCAGAAAACGAACAGUCCAAAACAUCUUCAAAUAAGUUAGUUAAUUCGUUAGUUAAAGCUUAUGCAAACGUAAAGCAGAAAAAACGGGAAAAAAACAGAAGUCUUUCUCCCAAUCUGCUAUGGAAUUAUCAAGUUCCACUCUCUUACAGUAAUACAGUGGGUGCACGCAUUGCUCAGCCUUGUGAAACAGAAUAUUGUAUACCUCAAUCACUACUAUCUAAUGAUAAUAAACAUGAUUACGAAGAACUUCUUCCUGAAAAGAAGGAAGAAAAAUCAUUAAAGAGUGAACUGAGACCAGAUAGUGUAUUAUCUGAAUCUUCAAAUACUACAUCAUCAAGUGAUGGAGAGAAACAAAAAGUAUUUACCCAGACGAGAUCAUUUACGACAUCAAGAAAUGAUAAGAACGUUAACUUGGAGCAUGACGACACUCCAUCGGACAUGAGUGAUGCUUCCGGCGACAGUUACUAUGAACGCACAUUCGAAGCCUUUGAUAAUGGUUUAAACGAAGAUAUUUUUAGGGAUUCUGCUAUUUAUAGUGAUCCGGAUGAUGCCGAUAUUGGCAUAUUCGACUUAGAUCAGAAUAAAACUACCAUGUCUUCUGUAAAUUCAGAAAUUCCAUUAGCUUACUAUCAUAACUAUCAAUGCAAUUUUCAUACAAACAAAAACAACAUUAAUUCAUUUUCAUCUGAAAAAUCUAAAUUAUCAGAAAUUUAUGAUAUUCCAGUGAAAAGAAAAGUACCGCUGAAGAGUCUUUAUAUUUGUGAAAAUGAUUUGAGCGACGAAAUCAUUUCCUCGAAAAUGAAGGAUGUCAGCGAAACGUUCACUUCUAUAGAGAUUUUCUGUAAUGAAGAAAUAAAUAGUUUAGCCAAAUCAAAACUUCAGGAAGAAUUACAGAAAAAUAACAAUGUAACAAAUAUUGAAUCAGUGGAAGAUGUAACAAACAAAGAGCAAGUAACUGAAAAUGAAAGAGAAAUUGUUGAAGUAACUGCCGUUGCAGAAUGCAAAAAGAUGGACAAAGUCACAAACGACGAAAGUAAUUACUUAGAGUUAACUAAUGAGCAUUUAUCAAAACACGUAGAAUCAAAUACAGAAAAACCGAGUGAUAGACAAAACAGUUACGAAAUUAAAUUAUUCUCUUCCAUCAAAGAACUUGCAACCGAAAAUCUGGAUGAAAUGAUAACAUCUUACGAUAACUUGUCUGUGGACGAAUUAAAAAAAACAGAGCCAAGUAUCAAAACUUCAUCCGCAACAACUAUCUGUCAGUCUAUGGAAGUCGAAAGUGAUAAUUUGUGCCCCAUUAACAGAACCAUUAAGGAAAGAUUAAAGUGUCUAGAAAAAAAUGCCAAGUUUCAAAAACUCGAUAUUACCGACGUGCCAAUUGAAGGAUUAAAAAGUAUUCGACAGAGGUGUAAAGAGCUAGAGAUCUUAACUAAAAAAGAAACUUCACAUAAAGAGACGAGUUCUAUUUUUUGUGAUAAAGACCAGUUAAUAAACUCAAGUAAAGCCGAUGCGGAUGUUCCGGAGACGCCAAAAUUCAAAGGUUGGGUCAAGCACGUAGUUAACAAAUUACAAAACGAUAAUUGAUUAUUAUUAAAAUUCUUUAGAGCUCUUAAUUUUUAUGUCGUACAAAUCGUAAAUCUGCAAAAGAUUGUAAUAUAUGUAAAAUAUAAACAUUAAUUUCCCUCGUCUAGGUGCUUCGCAAACGUACUAAACCAGGCAUUUAAACCACAUCCUUAAAUAAAUUCCUUUUGUGAUAAGUGAUGCCACGUGGAACGAAAAUUUCUUCAAACGUAACUUCUAGUCACAUUUAUCCAAAAUUUAUUUUGGUAAAAGCUUGAAUAGUUACUUAGAAUCUUUUAACUUAUGUUUUGAAUAUAAAUUCGAGUUUUGUACCAUACAAUUCGCAUCUUUCGAAAGGUGUAAAAUAGUAUAUUGAACCAAUAUAUUGUGUACAUAUCAGUUGUAAUACAGCAAAUUUAUUAUUUGUAAAUAAGAACAAAUAUCUAAAUGUAAAAAAAAUUCUAUAUUUCUAAUAAAUUUUGUAUUUUCUAGUACAUAAUUUGUGUGCACAUAACUUUUGAAGCAAAUACCAAGGUAAAAAAGUUAAUCGGCUGAAACUAUCUGGAUAAAGGACUUGUGGUCCUAAGCCAGGGGUGGCCAACGGUUUUUGCCUCCAGGGCCGAAUUGGAAAGAAAACUUUUUUCACGGGCCGAACCAGAGGCUGCCCUAGGAAGAUUUUGAGGUGGUGCGAGAUCUCAUUGUGGUGU
Messenger RNA from Centruroides sculpturatus (bark scorpion), 7468 nucleotides. RefSeq lists its product as uncharacterized. Gene Ontology annotation, biological process: intracellular signal transduction. Gene Ontology annotation, molecular function: guanyl-nucleotide exchange factor activity. The transcript has 16 exons. Lineage: Eukaryota; Metazoa; Arthropoda; Arachnida; Scorpiones; Buthidae. The coding region runs from base 2355 to 6785 and encodes 1476 amino acids. The record is from RefSeq and is a predicted model, not a curated record.